Messenger RNA from Pistacia vera, 483 nucleotides. RefSeq names its product early nodulin-93-like. The transcript is spliced from 4 exons. The record is from RefSeq and is a predicted model, not a curated record. Bases 42 to 365 code for a protein of 107 amino acids. NCBI's taxonomy places the organism in Eukaryota, Viridiplantae, Streptophyta, Magnoliopsida, Sapindales, Anacardiaceae.
CGUAUCCCGUUUGUGUAUUUUUUCAAAUUACAUUUCUUACAAUGGCAAAAAAUGUGGCUCAGUCUCCUCUUGAGAGAUCUAGCUUGGCUUCACUUGAUCAAAAGCUGGCCAUGGCUAAGCGUUGCUCUCAUGAGGGUGUAAUUGCGGGAGCUAAGGCAGCUGUUGUCGCUGGCAUUGCCACAGCCAUUCCAACUCUGGCUAGUGUGAGAAUGUUGCCUUGGGCAAGAGCUAAUCUCAACCAUACGGCUCAAGCUCUCAUUAUCUCCACAGUGGCGGGCGCCGCAUACUUCAUAGUUGCUGACAAGACUGUUCUGGCGACGGCACGGAAGAAUUCUUUCAAGCACUCUAACAUGGAAGCAUAUUAGCUAUCAUUCAAACCCGAUCUUGAAUUGCUAUCAAGAUUCAAGAUUAAAUAUUCUGUCAUGGUUAUAAUCUUUUAAGAAGCAGCUUAGCAUGUAAACUCGUUAUCUGUAUAUAAAUAAA